This is a messenger RNA of Columba livia (rock pigeon), 1134 nucleotides long. It is a transcript of the gene ANAPC16, whose product is annotated as anaphase promoting complex subunit 16. The transcript has 4 exons. Gene Ontology annotation, biological process: protein ubiquitination. The coding region runs from base 70 to 474 and encodes 134 amino acids. Gene Ontology annotation, cellular component: kinetochore; cytosol; anaphase-promoting complex. NCBI's taxonomy places the organism in Eukaryota, Metazoa, Chordata, Aves, Columbiformes, Columbidae. The record is from RefSeq and is a predicted model, not a curated record.
UUGCCAUGGUUACUGCCCCCCCCCUCCGCCGGAAGUAGGAAGGGGCCGCGCGCGCCCGCCCGCCCCAGCAUGCACCACGAGCACGAUCACGCGCGCCGCCUGCGCCAAGCCGUUCGGGCGCCCAGGCUGGGACGGGGUGAUAUGGCAGCUUCUUCCUCGUCAUCUUCAGCUGGCGGAGUCAGCGGCAGCUCCGUAACGGGAUCGGGGUUCAGCGUUUCGGACCUGGCGCCGCCCCGAAAAGCCCUUUUCACGUACCCCAAAGGAGCCGGGGAGAUGCUGGAAGAUGGCUCCGAAAGAUUCCUCUGCGAAUCUGUUUUCAGCUAUCAGGUUGCAUCUACGCUAAAGCAAGUGAAACACGAUCAACAAGUCGCACGGAUGGAAAAACUAGCCGGGCUGGUGGAAGAGCUGGAGGCAGAUGAGUGGAGGUACAAGCCAAUAGAGCAGCUCCUGGGAUUCACUCCCUCCUCGGGCUGAGCGUGUCUGGAUCGCUGCUGUCAGGGAACAGAAGAAAAACAUUCUCUGGCCUGGCUUCAAAACACACCCCAUUUAUCAGGAUGCUGACAGCUGCAGGACUGGGCUCUUUUUUUUCAAUUUCAGAGUGGGGAUCCCCCAUAAAGCUGCCAGUAAAUGGAAAUAAUAGGAUUCUCCAAGUCCUCUGUGGCAUUACAGCCUGGCACGCCUCAGUUUCUGUGACUUAGAAGGUCGGAUCGGUUUUACAGAGCUCGGAGAAUCACUGGAUUGUUUACAGAGGGGGGAAGACUUGCUGUGGGGUGAGGGGGAAAGCAACCCAGUGACUCCUGCUGGCUUUUCCCCAGCGGCUUUGCCGCUGAAGCCGGGUCUGUCGAGCAGAGGUACGACGCUCUGCCCGAAACGCUUUUCAGCCAGCCCUGGAUGGUGGGUUUUGGGGGUGAACAGGACAAAAAACAUCCUGAGUCCGCUGAGAGAGGGCAAACGGUGCCGUUUUCUCCAGAGGUACCUUGUGUAUCGGCAAAAGCUGUUUUCUCUUCAUUGCUCUUGUGUCUGCACAGCGAGGGCUGAGAGGACACUGCUCUAUCUUUCAUACCCCGAAACUCGUUUUCCUCUUUAUUAUGCAUUAUCUUGCUCUGCGGUAAUAAAAUAAUUCUGUCUUUGAAA